Peronospora farinosa is the source of this 282-nucleotide messenger RNA. The record is from the annotation of a GenBank genome assembly. NCBI's taxonomy places the organism in Eukaryota, Oomycota, Peronosporomycetes, Peronosporales, Peronosporaceae.
AUGCUGACCACGACGCUGCGCCGUACAACGGCCUCACAGCGCGCGCUCGCGCUGCUACAGAGUCAACGUCGUCAUGGCGGUUCAGUCAGCAAGAAUAAACAUGUUGAGAACUGGAACAAUUGGCGAGGAGACUCGGAAAAGCGUUUCAAAUUCAACGGCCAUUUCUUCACAUAUCUGGCGGCCGGGGGGAUCUUUCCUUUUACGCUCUAUUACGUCCUGGGCUCCGACGAGCGUCGCAAACGUGAUGGGCACAAUGGCAUUCCAGGCAACUUUCGUCAGUAA